This is a messenger RNA of Aplosporella prunicola CBS 121167, 7152 nucleotides long. RefSeq lists its product as uncharacterized. Gene Ontology annotation, biological process: fatty acid biosynthetic process; secondary metabolite biosynthetic process. The transcript is spliced from 6 exons. Gene Ontology annotation, molecular function: phosphopantetheine binding; oxidoreductase activity; fatty acid synthase activity. Bases 1 to 7152 code for a protein of 2383 amino acids. NCBI's taxonomy places the organism in Eukaryota, Fungi, Ascomycota, Dothideomycetes, Botryosphaeriales, Aplosporellaceae. The record is from RefSeq and is a predicted model, not a curated record.
AUGAGCAACUCCGAGCAGUCCUUUGGGAGCGAGCCCAUAGCUAUUGUCGGCUUGAGCUGUAAAUUCGCAGGGGACGCGUCGAGUCCCGAUAAAUUAUGGAAGUUGUUGGAGGAAGGACGGAGUGCAUGGAGCGAAAUUCCAGCUUCGCGCUUCAAUCCCAAGGGCACUUUUCACCCAAACUCGGAGAAGCUGAGCACUGUACAUGUUCGCGGUGCGCACUUCAUGGAAGAGGAUGUGGGAAUGUUCGAUGCUGCCUUCUUCGGUUAUUCUGCAGAAACUGCGUCGACGCUUGAUCCCCAAUUCCGGCUCCAGCUGGAAUCAGUGUAUGAGGCAUUGGAAAAUGCCGGUCUUCCUCUUGCCCAAAUCGCGGGUUCCAAGACGUCUGUGUUUGCUGGUCUUUUCGUCCACGACUACCGAGAUGGGCUAGUCCGUGAUGAAGACAAUAUCCCAAGAUUCUUCCUCACGGGCGUUGGUUCCGCCAUGGCCUCCAAUCGCAUAUCGCACUUCUUCGAUUUCCGAGGCGCGAGUAUGACGAUAGACACGGGAUGCUCGACAACUCUGGUGGCUCUUCACCAAGCAGUUCAAAGUCUGCGAAGUGGAGAGUGCGACAUGAGCAUCGUCGGCGGUUCAAAUGUCUUGAUAAACCCUGACAACUUCAAGACCAUGGGAUCGUUGGGCUUCCUCUCCCCCGACGGCAAGUGCUUUGCCUUUGACUCGCGCGGCAACGGCUACGGGCGCGGCGAGGGAGUGGCUACGAUUGUCAUCAAGAGACUCAAGGACGCGGUCGCGGCGGGCGACCCAAUCCGGGCUGUCAUCCGCGAGACAGUCCUUAACCAGGACGGGAAGACGGAGACUCUCACAUCACCAAGCCAAGCGGCGCAAGAAGCACUCAUGCGCGAGUGCUACGCUAGGGCCGGCAUCGACCCGCUCAGCACACAGUAUUUCGAGGCCCACGGAACUGGCACCGCUACCGGAGAUCCGAUCGAGGCGGGAGCUAUUGGUGCCGUCUUCGAAGGCCACCGCAGAAAGGCUGAAGAGGCACUGCGCAUUGGCUCUGUCAAGACGAACAUUGGCCACACGGAGGCGACGAGCGGUCUGGCAAGUGUCAUCAAGGUAGCUCUGGCGAUGGAAAAAGGCAUCAUUCCGCCUACGAUCAACUUCGAGAAGCCCAAUCCCAAGCUGCAGUUGGAAGAGUGGCGCCUCAAGAUUGCAACCGAGCUGGAAAAGUGGCCUGCAGCCGCUGGUGAAAUCCUUCGGGCGUCCGUCAACAACUUUGGCUAUGGAGGCGCCAAUGCGCAUGUCAUCAUGGACAAUGCGGCAUCCUCGCUGAGCAACGGCACUAACAGAACCCUCAAUGGGCACACUCACGAUUCGUCUGUCGAUGCGACCAAGUUACUGGUCCUAAGCGCAAAGGAUGAACAGGCUUGCCGGAAGAUGGUGGACAACCUGAAAGAAUUCCUUGUCAAAUCCGAGCAGGAUGGCAGAGAAGUCGCCACAGAGUUGUUCCUUCAGAGCCUCGCUUAUACCCUGGGUCAACGCCGGACACUAUUCCCUUGGGUUGCCGCGUUCCCCGUUCCUUUCACAAAAGGCGUUGGUGAAGUCGUCACAGCCCUGAGCUCGCCUAAAUUCCGACCGUCUCGCACGUCGCGACGUCCUCGAAUCGGAAUGGUAUUUACGGGACAGGGAGCGCAGUGGUACGCCAUGGGAAGGGAGUUGAUCACGGAGUAUCCUGUGUUCAAAGCAUCGCUUGAAGAGGCCGAUACGUUGCUGAAGGAGCUCGGGUCGGAUUGGUCGCUGAUCGAAGAGCUUCAUCGCGAUGCCAAAACAACCAGGGUUAACGGAACAGGCUUCAGCAUCCCGAUUUGUAUCGCGGUGCAGAUCUCGUUGGUUCGUCUCUUGCGUACUUGGGGAGUCACACCGACUGCUGUGACGAGUCACUCAAGUGGAGAGAUUGCCGCCGCCUACACCGUAGGCGUUAUCAGUUUCCGGUCGGCCGUGGGUAUUGCCUACUACCGCAGCAAACUGGCCGCCGACAUGACUCUCGAGGGUCCUGUUAAGGGCGGCAUGCUUGCUGUCGGACUUGGAAGCCAAGACUCUGAGCGCUAUAUUGAGCGUCUGACUUGUGGCGCCAGGGCCGUGGUGGCCUGCAUCAACAGCCCAGCCAGCACCACGGUUGCUGGUGACGUUGCUGCCAUCGAAGAACUCGAGGCCUUGCUCAAGGCUGACGACGUGUUUGCUCGCCGCCUCAAGGUGGACACUGCAUAUCACUCUCACCACAUGGAGCCAAUUGCCGCCCAAUACCGCGAGGCUCUCAGCAACAUGCCACCUGACGACGCAGCCAAGGACAACAAGCUUAAAUCAAUCGCAUUUGCAUCCGCCGUCACCGGGUUCCGCAUCUCAAGCGCCAAGAAGAUUGCGCACCCGGACCAUUGGGUUGGUAGUCUGUUGCAACCCGUCCAAUUCAUUGACGCCUUCACCGAAAUGGUCCUGGGAGAUUUGGAUAGCACUGAGCCAAGCGUGGACAUUGUUGUCGAGGUUGGCCCGCAUACAGCUCUUGGUGGUCCUAUCCAGCAGAUCCUGGAGCUUCCCGAAUUCGAUGGCAUUCAGUUGCCCUACUACGGCUGUCUGGUGCGUCAUGCAAACGCCGUCGAAAGUAUUCAGACGCUCGCAGCGAACCUGCUUCGCGAGGGCUACCCACUGGAUAUGGAAGCGGUCAACUUCCCCCACGGACGGGACCAGCAAGUUCGCGUGCUUACGAAUCUGCCUUCGUAUCCUUGGAUUCACCAGACUCGUCACUGGGCCGAGCCUCGGUCCAAUCUUGGACUCCGCGAAAGAGACCAGGCUCCUCAUGAUCUUCUUGGUCACCUUGUGCCUGGAACGAAUCCGCAGGCGCCGACGUGGCGACACACCCUCCGUGCAACUGAGUCGCCGUGGGUGAGAGACCACGUCAUUCAAUCCAACAUGCUCUACCCGGGAUGUGGGUUCAUCAGCUUGGCCAUCGAGGCCGUCAAGCAGCAGUUGACAAUGCUGGACCAAGAUCAGCAAGCGACCAAGAAGAUCUCUGGCUACCGAGUCCGAGAUGUAAAUGUCCUACAAGCAUUGGUCAUCCCGGACACAGCGGACGGUAUCGAGAUACAGACAGUGCUUCGUCCGGCAAGCGACAAGGCCAUCGGCGUGCGUGGUUGGAAGCAGUUCGAGGUCUACUCCGUCACGGCAGAUAACCAGUGGGCCCAAAAUGCUCAGGGUUUGAUCACGGCCGAGUUUGAAGAAUCUGACAAGAGCGUUGAGUUCGACGACAGCAAGUUCAAGGCUCUAGACCCCAGCUCCGGCUAUGCGCGACGAAUUGACGCGACGGACAUGUGGAAUGUGCUGAACUCGCUCGGUAUCCAGUAUGGACCUACUUUCAAGAAUAUCAGCAACGUUGUUCAAUCCGGCAGGGAGUUGAUGUCGGUCAGCACCAUUACCGUAGCGGAUACCUCAGUGCCGAAAGACCUGCCCCGGAACCAUGUCAUUCACCCAAGCACCCUGGACGCAGCUGCUCAGGCGACCUACACGGCUCUGCCCGGGGUAGAGUCCCACCAAGACAGCACUCGAGUGUUCCAGUCCAUCGACAACAUCUGGAUCUCGAGUGAGAUCAGCCACGAGGCUGGCCACAGCUUCCAGUGCUACACCUCGCUCAAACACGCAGAUGCUCAGGGCAUGGAGGCCGACAUUGUGCUAGCUGAUGGCGGCGUUCCUCAGAUCAAAAUCGACGGCCUCGUCUUCUCGUCUCUGGGCCGAAACCCAGUUGACAACUCGAAGCCUUGGGAGAACGAGCUCUGUAACAAGCUGGUGUGGGAAACUGAGCCGGACCUCAGUCUCAACGCUCUGUCUGCACAGUCGUUAUCGGACCAACCCACCAAGCUGCUGCACUCCAUCGUGCACAAGAACCCCCGUGCACGCAUCCUCGAGGUUGGAGCCAGCCUUGGGGGCACAACCCGUGCUUGGCUGCAAGCACUGGGCACAGGAGAGACUGGGGGUCCGCUUGCGGCGUUCUAUCACUUCACCAAUGCCUCGGACGACGAGUUCGAGACAGCGCAGAAGGAGCUUGCGCCGUGGAGUGAGAUCCUUGGCUUUGAAAAGCUCGACAUUGAGCGUGACCCGUCUUUGCAAGGAUUCGAGCCGGGCACUUACGAUAUCGUGCUGGUUUCUGAGUCCCAAGCAUCAUCCGCCGACAACGCGUUGGCCAACGUGCGCAGCUUGCUCAAGCCAGACGGUAGGUUGCUCAUGACGAAAACGACUCGGGAUGAGCUGGACACGCAGCUUGUCUCUGGUCCUCUCCCUGAGCUACCCAAUCUGCCAGCUUCGGACGAUGUCAUACUCGUCACCAGCAACAAGACCCGUCUUCCCCCAUCUGCCUGGCUUGAAUCCCUACAGGCCGCCUUGUCGGUCAGCGGCAACAAGCCUGCCGUGCAUGUUCUCGAGUCCUCAAAGGCAGCAGCUUUCGCUGGGAAGAUCUGUGUUUUCCUUGGCGAGAUCGAGCACCCUGUACUUCGCGACAUCGACGCCGCAACGCUGGAGGCUGUCAAGGCCAUGGCGAUUGGCUGCAGGGGCCUGCUCUGGGUUACGCGUGGCGGCGCAGUCGAAAGCCAGAACCCGGACCUUGGCCUUGCUUGGGGCUUCCUUCGAACCCUGCGGAACGAGUACCUUGGCCGGCCUUAUCUGUCGCUGGACCUCGACCCUAGUGCUUCGCUUUGGUCUGAUGACGAUGCGUCUGCCAUUGUUCAGCUCCUGAAGGUAGGGUUUGGCGACUCGGCUACGGCUGUCACUGAGUUCGAGUAUGCCAUUCGCGAGGGCCAUUUCAAGAUCCCGAGAAUUCUCAAAGACAGGGCUCGCAAUGAUAUUGUGUCGCCCAAGGACGCCGCUGAUCUGGACAAGGUCAUGGAGCCGCUUCACCAGCCAGACCGCCCGCUGCGGAUGCACGUUGGAAUGCCCGGAUUGUUGGAUACGCUGGCGUUCGAUGAUGACGAUUCAAUCUCCGCGGAAGCCGGAUCCGCACUCUCGCCUGAGAUGGUCGAAGUUGAGCCUCGGGCUUAUGGUGUCAAUUUCCGCGAUGUCAUGGUCGCCAUGGGACAGCUACACGAGCGCGUCAUGGGCCUCGAGUGCUCUGGUAUCAUUACCCGCGUGGGCAGCGAUGCAGCCAAGCAAGGGUAUGCCGCCGGAGAUCGCGUCUUCUGCCUACUGCGCGGGCCCUUCGGAAGCCGCGCUCGCAUCGAAUGGACCAAUGUAUCGCACAUGCCCGAGGGACUCAGCUUCGAGGAGGCUGCUUCUCUCCCGGUAAUCUUCUGCACUGCAUACAUCGGGCUCAUCGACCUGGCGCGCAUGGAACCCGGCAACUCCAUCCUCAUCCACGCUGCGGCCGGUGGCGUGGGCCAGGCCGCCAUCAUGAUGGCUCGGCACUUGGGCGCCGACAUCUUCGUUACCGUUGGUACGCAGGAGAAACGCGACUUGGUGAUGAACAAGUACGGCAUCCCGGCCGAUCGCAUCUUCAGCAGCCGCGACACGUCGUUUGCUGCUGGAGUCCUCGCUGCUACCAACGGCCGCGGUGUUGAUGUGGUCCUCAACUCCUUGGCCGGACCUCUUCUGCAAGAGAGCUUCAACGUCCUUGCUCCCUUCGGGCACUUUGUCGAGAUUGGCAAGCGUGAUUUGGAGAGCAACAGCCACCUGGAGAUGCGCCCGUUCACUCGGCAGGUCUCCUUCUCGGCCUUCUACCUCCUUUCCCUCAUGCAGCACAAGCCGCGCCAAAUCCAUCGCGUCUUGGGUGAGAUUUCGCGCCUCGUGCAGGCAAACGUUCUCGCCCCCGUCCAUCCCGUCACGGCCUACCCGAUUGCCGACGUCUCGAAGGCCUUCCGCAUGCUGCAGACAGGCAAACACAUGGGCAAAGUGGUUCUCUCCGUCGGCCCGCAGGAGCAGGUCCCAGUCCUUCGGCGCGCGCCGGCAGCCAAGUUCUCCCCUGACGCAUCCUACCUGCUCGUGGGCGGUAUGGGCGGCAUUGGCCGCGCCAUCGCGUACUGGAUGGUGGCGCAUGGCGCGCGGAACCUGGUCUUCAUGUCGCGCAGCGCCGGCCGCAGCAGCGGUGGGGCUUCGACGUUCGUGAAAGAGCUGGCCGAGGCGGGCUGCCGCGUCAAGCCCGUGAGCUGCGAUGUCAGCAGCGAGGCCGACGUUGCGCGGGCGGUGCGCUCGGUAGCAGAGGAUGGCCUCCCGGCGAUCCGUGGUGUUAUCCAAGCAGCCAUGGUGCUUCACGAUACCAUCUUGGAGCAAAUGACGCUUGCCAACUUCCAGACGGCCAUCCGCCCCAAAGUCCACGGCACCUGGAACCUGCACAAGCAGUUCGCCCAACCCAACUCCCUGGACUUCUUCGUCAUUCUCUCGUCCAUCGUGGGUGUCGCGGGGAACGCCAGCCAGUCGAACUACGCAGCCGCCGGAGCGUACCAGGACGCGCUAGCGCGGUGGCGCGUGUCGCAGGGCCUGCCAGGCGUAGCGAUCGACCUCGGGGCCGUCAAAGCCAUCGGCGUCGCGGCCGAGACGGCAGGCGUGCUGGGGCGCCUGCAGCGGACGGGGCAUAUGCCGCUGAGCGAGGAGCAGGUGCUCGGGGUGCUGGGCAGCGCGGUGCUGGCGCCGUACGAGGCGCAAGUGGUGGUGGGGCUGAACAGCGGGCCAGGCAAACACUGGGACAGCAACGGGGAGGCGCAGCUGGGGCGCGACGCGCGGUACAGCGGGCUGGCACAGCGGAAGACGGAGGGGGGGCAGGCAAGCGGCGCAGCGGGGGGGCCGGACGCAGGGACGCUGGCGAGCAAGAUCGCGGCGGCGGGCUCGCUGGACGAGGCGACGGGGGCCGUGGGCGCGGCCAUUGCCGCCAAGCUGGCGGAUAUCUUCCUGCUGCCGGUUGAGGAGAUUGAGCUCGCGCACCGGCCGGCGCACUAUGGGAUUGACUCGUUGGUGGCGGUCGAGCUGCGCAAUAUGCUGGUGCAGCAGGCGGCGGCCGAGGUGUCCAUUUUCGGUAUUAUUCAGAGCGCGUCGCUGACGGCGCUGGCGGCGGAUGUGGCGGCGAAGAGCGCGCAUGUUGGUGCGGGGUUGGUUGGGGGGGGGGGGGGUGGGAGUGGGGUGGCUUGA